AUAAUUAUGGAUUUUUUUAAGCCCAAUGGACAUAAUACAGCUUUUUUAUUUUAAAACGUAUUUAUUGGUAUCACUCAAAUGGAUGUAAACCGAAUAAUGCUAAAGGCUACUGAAUUAACUUGUUGAACACAGUUAUGAAAGUGAGUUAAAUUGAUGAUUAAAAGGUGCAUCUGAUCUUGUUAAGAAGGCAGAAUUAGAUAAAUCUCUAUUAGAUCAUAAAUAUCUGCUAUUCUAAUGGUUCUCAAACACAGACGAUAUAAAAUGACCUCCGAACAGCCGCUGAAGAAGAAAUUAAGAAGAGGAGAUGAAACAGAACAUCUAGAUGAAACUGAUUUUAUCAAUAAUUUAGCAGAAAAUGGUGUUCCAACAGAUUUGCAAGCAUUACAUCUUUCACUUCCUGCCAAUAUUAACGAAGAUGACAUUACAAGAAAUGUGGUUAACUUACAGUUUUGUGAAGAAAAAUCAACUUUUCGGACUAGUGAAUGUGAAUCUAAAUCAAGUGAAAGGAUUAUAGAUGAUGAAAUGAACUGUAAAGACAAUGCUUCUACGCCAGAGAAUUUUAUAGAAAACUUAGCAUAUAUUAGCAAUACAGAAAACAUUUCAAUUGAACCAGCUCCUAACAUAAUUACACCGAGUCAGUCUCCUGUAAUUAGCUCAAUUCCAUAUGUUAGUUCCAUUAAUCCUAUCCCGAAUGGUUUGACUAGGCCUAAUUCUCAAAAUAAAAGACAGACAAACCACGAUAGACAGUUGUCACUAGAUCAAAUUUCUAUUCAAGAUAUUCAUGAUGAAGGCGAUGGAUUAGAUGAUUUUCAAAUUCAUCUUAUUAAACAGUGUAUUUGUGGAAUUUCAGAAACUACUUUACGGAGACCUUUUGAAGGUCAACAAAUAAAUGACGGAACUGGUACUCGAACAGCUAUGUUGUCAGAAUGGUCAAUCAAAAAAGUGUUACAAUUCUUGUCAAACUUACAAUUAUUGUUUGAUGUUUAUCUGAAACAAAAUAAUAAAGGUUUUAUUUGUUCCAGAAUUGUCACUAUUUGCGAUACGAUCAUCUGCAACGAAAAUAAUUUAAUAGAGCAAAUAAUAUCCCUUUGUGAUACCAGAAAUAAAUUUGUAAAUUUUUUGGCAGCUAGAGUAUUGAGCAGCUUUUUAAUAAUAGCUAAAACUAAUAUAAAUAAUGAGUGGCUGGAAGCUAUUCUUAAUUUUCUCACAACGGAAAAUAUCGAUUAUAUUAAAAUGAAUUUUGCCUUGGAGGUAGUGAAACGUGUUGUAGAAUGGAAGGACAUCGAAAUACAUGUAUUAGAAGACGCGGAUACUUCAGACACUGCCGGACCAAGUUCGCAAGAAGUUGAGAUAAAUAUUAACUGCGUCACAGUUCCAUUUAGCGAUUCGGAGAGUUACGAUACCUCAGCCAUUAAAGGUCUUAUAAUAAAAAGUUUAGAAUCGAAAUGGCCAGAAUUGAUACACAAAGUCCACGAUUUAAUUCAGCACAACACAACUACUGAAAUUCAAACUUACAUAUUAACAUUUUUAGCCUUGUGGGAGAGUAUAAUUUCUGUCAAGGCAAAUUUAAGCGUUAUUGAUACCAAACCAUUUUAUGCGGGUUUGGAGAAAUUCGUCAGCAUGUUAAAUAGUAAUCUCUCCCCUCUUAUCUGGAAACAGUUGUUAUCCUUAUUCAAUGAAGUCCUGUGUUAUGGCAGCACAUUAGCGCUGCAAGAUGUACUGCCUGAAGAUACGUGUCAGUUGGCUCAUUGGGUCGUAAGGUAUGUCAAAGAUUAUAGACUUUUAGAUAGAUUGCCAUAUAGGAGAGAUGAAGGGUUAACAGUAAAUAGUUUUGUUGGAACCAUCGUAAGUUCACAGCCUAUGCAAUCUAAUAUUGACAAAACGUUAUUGCAAAAAAUGGUCCUAUUAGUUCUGAAAUCUGUUGCUAUCACGAUAAAAGAAACCAGAUCUGAUAGUUCUGAUUCUAGUGUGGGUUCUGAUGACAAUGAUUUUUAUCAAGAUAUGCAACUUAUUGAACGAUCCAUUAGAGAUGUGUUAAAGAAAGUUGAUAUUUUUAUAAAAAAUAGUUUAGAUUUCCACCCUGAGACUCCUUUUUCUAAAAUAUUAAUUCAUUUAUUUAACGACCAAGACGACUACAUGAUUGAAUCUAUGGUUUGUACAUUGGAUAUAACUGUUGGUAUAUCGUAUAGAAAUGCGGUUUUUCCCGAUCUAAUUAAUAUGCUGAAUCCGAUCCACUCCUUCAUCGAAUUUUUGAAAAUUGUUAGUCAUGACUCUGGUGUUUUGUUAGAUUUUUUAGUUAGUAAUGAAACAUGUUUUUUGUUGUAUCUGUUGAGAUUUUUAAAAUAUACAAAACGAAAUUGGUUAAAAUUUGUAAGUACUUGUGGAGAAGGCAGUACUUCCAGAAGUAACGAAUUAGAUGACACAAUGUCAGUCCUCAUUCGUUUAAAUAUGCAAAUUAACCGAUUAGUGUCAAGAAAUCUUUUUCCUUAUAAUAUAACCCCUGUUUUGAGACUGCUUGAACUAUGCGAAAAUUUGUAUGAAGGUAAUGAAUAUAGUUGAUAAUUAUGAUUCUGUUCAAAAUUAGUAUUAAGUGUAAUAUUAUUUCUGUUCAAAAUCGAGUACAAAAGUUUGUAUUAUUCCUUUGAUUAGGAUUAGACUCUCGUGUCUUCAAUAGUAUUUAUAUAAUUUAGUUUUCUAGACAUCCAUUCCUAUUUUAUGUAAAGAAAUAUUUAAGUCUGUACACAACUUCUACGGUAGGUGUAUUAAUUUAUUUUCAAUAUUUAUUUUAUAUAUAAUUUGUGUAUUGUUUUUAAAUGUAAAAUAUAGUUACCUUUUUAUUUAUAUUAUUAAUAUAUGUAUGUAAAUAUUGAUGCAAAUGACACUUAAUAAUGCAAUACUAAAUACUCUAUCAAUGUUACAGAGCAAAUGGAAUUUAAAAGGAAGUUAAAUUAACUACUGUCUUUUAUAAGAAAAAAUAAAAAACAAUUUUUUUACGAUUUGAAAUUAAAAUUUUAAUAAAUGCCAUUUAUUUUGUAACUUGUGGCAGAAGUAGGUAUUUAAGCUUAAUAGAGGAAUUUGUCUGAUAUUGAAUGUAAGUAGGAAUAGGUAUAUAUUUUUAAUGUUUUUUUAUAGAAAAUAUUUUAAUACAGUAAA
Messenger RNA from Anoplophora glabripennis (Asian longhorned beetle), 3153 nucleotides. It is a transcript of the gene lin, whose product is annotated as protein lines. The transcript is spliced from 2 exons. The coding region runs from base 235 to 2559 and encodes 774 amino acids. The record is from RefSeq and is a predicted model, not a curated record. Lineage: Eukaryota; Metazoa; Arthropoda; Insecta; Coleoptera; Cerambycidae.